Messenger RNA from Pristis pectinata (smalltooth sawfish), 597 nucleotides. RefSeq names its product phosphopantothenoylcysteine decarboxylase (gene ppcdc). Gene Ontology annotation, cellular component: phosphopantothenoylcysteine decarboxylase complex. The transcript is spliced from 5 exons. Gene Ontology annotation, biological process: coenzyme A biosynthetic process. Bases 1 to 582 code for a protein of 193 amino acids. The record is from RefSeq and is a predicted model, not a curated record. Gene Ontology annotation, molecular function: phosphopantothenoylcysteine decarboxylase activity; FMN binding. NCBI's taxonomy places the organism in Eukaryota, Metazoa, Chordata, Chondrichthyes, Rhinopristiformes, Pristidae.
AUGCGGCGGGUGCUGGUGGCCGCCAGCGGCAGCGUCGCCGCGGUGAAACUGCCCGAGCUGGUGGGGCGCCUGCUGGAGCUGGGGGUUGAAGUAAAAGUGGUGACCACAGAACAUGCAAAACACUUCUAUGACUCCAGAGAUGUUCCUGCUAAAGUAUAUAGCGAUUUGGAUGAGUGGGAGAUGUGGAAACAGAGGACAGAUCCUGUCCUACACAUUGAACUGAGGAGGUGGGCAGAUCUAAUGGUGGUUGCACCUUUGGAUGCCAAUACCCUGGGGAAAAUAGCCAGUGGAAUCUGUGACAAUUUAUUGACCUGUGUUGUUCGAGCCUGGGAUCUGAAAAGGCCAUUGCUCUUCUGCCCAGCCAUGAACACUGCAAUGUGGGAACAUCCCAUCACAGCCAUGCAGAUCCAAACACUGAAGAGCUUUGGUUAUAUUGAAGUUCCAUGCAUUGUAAAGAAACUCGUUUGUGGAGACGAAGGUUAUGGGGCAAUGGCAGAGAUAUCAACAAUCAUAGAGAAGGUCCAAGAGUGCUUGGAACAAUUGUACAGCCACAGCCUUGGAGAGACACAGCAUCAACAAUAAAAUGAAAGCCACAUA